UGAGAGCUUGGAUGAAGAAUGCUUCAACAUCUCAAAUCCAGACACAUGCCUUGCUUCCCAGAUGGCUCUGAUCACCUUGAUCGCGGUUCCUCUCUCCAGCAUCAUCAUCAUAGGAAACCUGUUCAUCAUGGUGGGGAUCAUCGGCAACAAGAGCCUUCACAACCCCACUAACUACUACUUCCUGAGCUUGCUGCUGGCUGGCCUCGCCACUGGCAUCAUCCUGCCUUCCAUCCCCAUGAUGAACUUCAAGAGUGAGUUUGCCUUCCAGGUCUGCUUCUUCUUCCAUCUCUUCCCAAACUUCAUCUUCCUGGCCUUCCUCUCCAACCUGCUGGUGGUUCACUAUGACAGGUACGUCUGCAUCAUCUCUCCUUUCCAGUAUGCCAUUUCCUGGAUUCACAAGUAUGUCCCCAUAGUCAUAUUCACCGCCUGGCUCCUGCCCUUGCUGUUUGCCUCGUUGCCCCUGUUUGGCUGGAACAACUGGAGCCCUGGUGCCCCGCAUUGCUAUUUCAAAUGGAUUUUCCCCCCAGCCUACAUCUACCUGGAGAUGUACGGCCUGCUUAUCCCAUCCAUCUUAGCCAUCACAGCAAUGACGAGCCAAGUCCUCCACGUGGCACGAAAGCAAAUGAAAGCAAUUAAGAAGAUGCAUCGAGCAGUGCACAGUGACUCAGCUUCUCUUGAGAAACAACUGGACUUUAAAUACACCAAGUGUGUCAUGAUGCUGUUUAUAACCUUCCUGGUUUGCUGGGUCCCUUACAUUGUUUUCAUCCACGUCUCGUUCUUUGUGAAAAACAGUGGUUCGAGGACGCGCAUCAUCCUGUCCUGUUUAGGAACCAGCAGUGCUGCUUUUGUCCCCUUCAUCCUAGUCUUCAACAACAAGGAAUAUUUCAAACUGUGGCGAAAAAUUUUCCGAAGGGUUUGCCAAAUGUGCGGCAGUGACGCUAGCGUCAACUGA
This is a messenger RNA of Hemiscyllium ocellatum (epaulette shark), 952 nucleotides long. It is a transcript of the gene gpbar1, whose product is annotated as G protein-coupled bile acid receptor 1. The coding region runs from base 62 to 952 and encodes 296 amino acids. The record is from RefSeq and is a predicted model, not a curated record. The transcript has a single exon. Gene Ontology annotation, cellular component: membrane. NCBI's taxonomy places the organism in Eukaryota, Metazoa, Chordata, Chondrichthyes, Orectolobiformes, Hemiscylliidae. Gene Ontology annotation, biological process: G protein-coupled receptor signaling pathway. Gene Ontology annotation, molecular function: G protein-coupled bile acid receptor activity.